Messenger RNA from Pseudo-nitzschia multistriata, 4966 nucleotides. The record is from the annotation of a GenBank genome assembly. Lineage: Eukaryota; Bacillariophyta; Bacillariophyceae; Bacillariales; Bacillariaceae.
UCAACAUGAUCUAAAUACGAACCGGUACAGGAGAUAGGAAGGCACCAAGGCAUCGUUGAAAAACAGGAAAGGGAAAUCAAACCAGAGAAAGAGUCGAGCAGUUCAUGUAAUUUGCCCUCUUUACAAUGUCUAUACAUUUGAAGAAUCUGUCGCUCUUGCACAGGCAGAUUGUGAAGGGAGACUUGAAGGCAUCUUCGUCUACACCUUCCACGCAAUUAUUCUUUCGAAGAUACUACUACAAACACGUUUCAAGCCCACUAGCAGCAACACUCCUGUCACCAGGAACGGACCUUGAUCGUCGCAAAGAAACAAAAAAAUAUUCGUCAUCACCGUUUUCAAAAAAUGUGACAGGGAGUGCUCGAAUGGAUGAAAUUCUGAAAAGUCCAAAAUGGCUUAUUCCAAGAAAGGGGACAGGUAAGGAAGAAUYAUUGACCGAAAAUAAUGGCGUAAGAUCCAUUUUUGGGACCGUUCGUUUUCUUUGUAUUUCAAUCAUUUCUUCAUUCUAAAUGUAUGUUGUAACUUGGGGAAUUUUUUCGACUAGGGUUCGACAACUUCUUGAAGAGAGACAAGAACGGUGAAGAUAACGGAGACACAGACUCCAACAAAGAAAAAAAUGAGGCUCCACGAAACAAUGAGGACGACGCAGAUUCAGAUGCUGUAGAAAAAGAAGGCAACGACACCAGUGAAAAAAAAUCAGAUGAAAAGUUGUUUGGAUCCUUCGGAUCGAACACACGAAACAAUAGUGAAGGCGGAAACGGAGGGAAUGGCGUGCCUCCGGACUUCACUGGCGCAUCGUUGCUUGCAACGCUCAUGCUGAUUGGUUUUACUUACUUUAUGAUACGAAACGAUGACGACAAUGUCGCACCGACUGAUUUUUCUCGGGAAAUCACCUGGAAUGAUUUCUGUAACUAUCUUUUGGAGACAGGUCAAGUAGAAAAGGUCGUUGUGACGAACAACCGAACGAUGGCGAAAGUGUUUUUAAAACGUGGCUCAUAUGGUCUUCCGCAACACCAAAAUCGACAUUUUCGGGGGACCUCUAAAAACCAAAUGUUUGAUGACUCGACGACACAAAUCCAACGUGAAUAUUCAUCUGACUCAACUAUCGACAAUUUCGGUGGAAUGCAGAAUCUCUCCGAUGGCACAGCUAAUCAACAUCAAAUUGUCUAUCGGUUUGCAAUUGGUAGCGUUGAUUCGUUUGAAAAGAAACUAGAAGAGGCACAAAAGGCUGUAGGAAUAGAUCCGAUGCAGGAAAUUCCGGUACAGUAUACAAAUGAAACUACGACCAAAUCAGAGGUAUUAAGCGUUUUGCCGUCGUUGGUACUGAUGGGGGCCGCAUUUUACUUCAUGCGCUUUGCUGCAGGAUCAAUGGGUGGAAUGGGGGGAUCCGGGCGUGGUGGUGGAAUGGGAGGUAAGAAAAUUUGUUAGGACAUUAUUUCAUGUCCUCUCAUGGCACGAAGAUUUCCAGAUAAUUUUAUUUCUUUGUCGGUUUUGUCAACAUGCCGAGCUCACAAGAUUGUAUUUUGAUUUGAAUUCCUCAGGUAUGUUUCAGGUAGGCAAGUCGACACACAAAAAGAUCAAGCCCGAAGAUGUGAAGGUAAAUUUUUCAAGCGUUGCGGGUUGCGAAGAAGCAAAGAAGGAAAUUGUGGAAUUUGUUGAUUUCUUACAAUCACCAGAACAAUUUACAAAGCUUGGGGCGAAAAUUCCAAAGGGAGCUCUUCUUUGUGGUCCUCCUGGAACUGGAAAGACCCUUCUUGCCAAGGCUGUGGCUGGCGAAGCGGGAGUCCCUUUCUUUUCUAUUAGCGGUUCUGAUUUCAUUGAAAUGUUUGUGGGUGUUGGACCAUCACGAGUUCGCGACUUAUUCAAGGAGGCAAGAGAGAAUUCACCGUGCAUUAUCUUCAUCGAUGAGAUAGAUGCUGUUGGUCGCCAACGUGGGCGUGGCGGGGUUGGAGGAAACGAUGAACGUGAAAACACUCUAAAUCAAAUGCUAGUAGAGAUGGAUGGAUUCGAUACAAAAAGUGGUGUUGUUGUCUUGGCCGGCACAAAUCGCGUGGACAUUCUGGACCAAGCCCUAACGCGUCCCGGUCGAUUUGACCGUCAAAUUACAGUGGAUAGACCAGAUCUCAAGGGAAGAAAAGAGAUUUUUAAAGUGCACCUAAAAGGUAUCACUCUCAAAGAUCCUAUCGACGACGUCGCUGGGAGGCUUGCGGGAUUAACACCUGGAUUUGCAGGAGCUGAUAUUGCCAAUAUCUGUAACGAGGCUGCUAUUGUUGCUGCCCGACGAAAGGCGGAUACGGUUAGUAUGGACGAUUUUGAGAAAGCAACUGAUCGAACUAUAGGAGGACUUGAAUCGAACAAGAUUAUGAGCGACGAAGAAAGAGCAAUUGUUGCAUAUCACGAGGCCGGGCAUGCAAUUGCUGGGUGGUUUCUCGAGCACGCAGAUCCACUCCUCAAAGUUACGAUAAUCCCAAGAAGUAGUGGUGCUCUUGGAUUUGCUCAAUAUCUCCCGAAAGAAGUCUUCUUGCGUACGCAAGAAGAAAUUAUGGACAUUGUGUGCAUGGCUUUGGCUGGUCGAGCAGCGGAAGAGAUAUUUUUCGGUAGAGUUACGACAGGAGCUUCGGACGAUUUGAGGAGGGUUACAGAUCUUGUAUACAGUACUAUCCAACUGUAUGGUAUGAACCCACGACUUGGACAGUUAGCUUUCCCGAAGGAUGACAACGCUAUGUUCGAUGAACGACCAUACUCGGAAAAGACAGCCAAUGCCAUGGAUGAAGAAGCAAGAACUAUAGUGGACGAGGCUUAUCAGCGUACAUUAGACCUAUUGAGGGAGAGAAAGAAUGAGGUGGAAAGUGUAGCGAAGAUGCUCUUAGAGAAGGAAACGAUUGUCCAUGACGACGUACAUGAGUUAGUUGGUCCUCGGCCAUUCAAGGGUGAUCCUCAAUAUGAAGAGUUUGUCAGAAGGCAUAGAGAGAAAAACAAUGAUAACGACGGAGACACGAAUGAGCUGACUGACUCAUCGGUAACUGGAGAUUCUACGAGUCCUGGUUUGGCAUUUCAGAGCAGCCAAAGAAUACAUUCUGAACUUCCAAAAAACUAAUAAAUCAAUAAAGUUCAAUAUCAUCAUCCUUAUGAAUUGUGAGUGUAUCAUUGUGAAGGGCAUGAAUGGCGGGCUUGUAAAUUCUAUUGUGGUGGUCGAAUCAAAGUGACGCAGAUAUCGGCAACAUUGGUGCCCGAUGGUCCUGUUUUAAUCAAUGGUGGUGGGAGAUUUUCUACUUCUUUUGAUGCGGCUUCCAAACUAUUUAGGUAUGGAUAUGAAUUGUGCGUAGCUAGGGCUUCUCGUGCCUGGCUUCUGGUUGAGCUAGUUGUGGUUGCAUCCACCACAGCACCCGCCGCAUCAGUCGGUCCAUCGCCACCAUCGGUGCCGACGCUGGUUAAAACCACAUUGCGCAAGUUCAACGAGUCCAAUUCCAGGGCUGCAGAUAAAGCCAAUUCCUGAUUUCGUCCUCCUUUACCACUGUUUGGUGGUAAUGAAACAGUGGUUUCUGAAAUGAGCGAUCAAAACGAAAGGUGAGAAGUGAAAUUCGUAGAUUAGGAUAUGAACAUUUCCUAAGAAAUACAACAGAACUAAGUGCAUUAUCUAGAGGUGCAUCAUGACGUACCUCCUCCAGCGAUCAGAGCUACGGGAAAAGAUUUUGCAACUGUACAAUCGGCAAUAUUUUCUUGAAUUCCUUCCUUGUGUUUUGAAUGUCGAGAAAGCGAUUUUUGGAUAUAUGAGGCCAUAGCAGUAUAUACUUUCGCAAUUUCUUUUGCUUCGCCUUGUAUUUCUGUGCCCAAAAUAACGGGAUUAUACCCGAGAUUUUUGGCAGAAUCAGAAGCAGCUUCUACUGCGAGAGAAUUGUUCCCUACCAAAAUAUUUUUCACACCUGCAAAAACAGGGUGGUCUGAUGAUGGAGAGUCUUCUAAUAUCCCAUCUCGGCCCUGCUCGAGCACUUCUAUAACCGCCUUGGGCAAUUUAUCUCGCAAGUUGUAUUGGUGAACAAUAUUCAAUCCAUCCUGCCAGGUACUCGUAUCUGGUACCGUUGGUCCACUGGCAAUCAAGUCCAAAGGAUCACCAAUAACGUCCGAUAAUAUUAAGGCUAAAAUAUGAGAUGGAAAGCAAGCAGAAGCCAAUCUCCCUCCCUUUCCGUGUUCCAAGCGCUUCCGCAAAACAUUCAUUUCUUCGAUCCCCAUUCCACUGGCCAACAAAACAGAAUUUACUAGUUGUAGGUCUUCGAGGGUGAGGGGAGGUGCAGGCUUACAGAAGAGAGCGGAGCCUCCACCACUUAUGCAGCAUAUGGCGAGCGUUCUGGGCGAUGCGUGCGAGGAGACCAAUUUCAUGAGUUCAUCAGCAGCCUUGCUAGAUCGGUCGUCCGGGACAGGAUGCGAGGCCUCGUAUAUGUCAACCCCAUGAUUGUUCAGUAUUUUUUUUUCGUAUUGUGUGACAUGACCAUCCUUACAUAUGACAACACCAUGGCAUGGAAUAUUGACGUUACUUUCCACCUCAUUUUGGGGGAAAAUUUGCUCGAGUACCGAAGUGGCCAUUGCAGAUGACGCUUUUCCAAAGGCUACUAGAAUAAUUUCAUCGUAGUCUUUUGCCAAAUUAAAUCUUAGUCUCUCCUUUUUCAAAUUCAAUGUAUCUCGUUCUCGCACCAAAUUUGAACGAAUGGCUGUGUAGGGAUCAACUGCCCGGAUAGCAUCCUUAAUUAUUUCCAUAGCAUCCCUUGUCAUCUCUUGUUCGUCGAGGUUCUGCAACGAAGAAAAAAGUCUAGUUGCCAUUGAUUUUCCGGCGGUUGGAACACAUGUAUUUGAAAACAGGCAGCAUCCCGGCAAGACUGCACCCCGACUUUUCAAAAACUCAGUUGCUGCUAUCGAGAACGGCAAACGCUGUGAACCUUUUGCUCUAACGGGAGAAUAAGACGACGCACGUGAC